Ilyonectria robusta is the source of this 1422-nucleotide messenger RNA. RefSeq lists its product as uncharacterized. The record is from RefSeq and is a predicted model, not a curated record. The coding region runs from base 1 to 1422 and encodes 473 amino acids. Gene Ontology annotation, molecular function: G protein-coupled receptor activity. The transcript is spliced from 4 exons. Gene Ontology annotation, cellular component: plasma membrane. Lineage: Eukaryota; Fungi; Ascomycota; Sordariomycetes; Hypocreales; Nectriaceae. Gene Ontology annotation, biological process: cell surface receptor signaling pathway; adenylate cyclase-activating G protein-coupled receptor signaling pathway.
AUGAAGGGAAGCGAGGCCCUCUCGACGAGGCAGAUCGAUAUCCUGAUCACCAUCGAGCGCACGGGAGCUGGUUGCUCCAUGGCAGCCAUAGUCCUGACGGCGCUGUCGUACUGGCUCGUUAAGAAGCUUCGCACCACCCCGAACCUCUUCAUUCUCCUUGCCUCCAUCGCCAACGCCGGGGCCAGCACGGCCUCCAUGAUGGGUUACGAUGGCCUGGACAAGGGUGAGGACUCUGCCUUGUGUCAGUCUCAGGCAUUUAUCUUUGAAUGGUUCAUGCAGUCGGACCCCUGGUGGUCGUUUGCCAUGUCUGUCAACGUCUUUCUCGUCUUCUUCUUCAACGCGAGUCCUUGCACGUUUCGAAAGUAUGCCUGGGUGUACUGUCUCAUCUGUUACGGGGGCCCGAUGAUACCUGCCAUUGUCCUGAUUUCGAUUCGUGACCCUAACAAAGGACUCAUCUUUGGUGAUGCCGCACUUUGGUGCUGGAUCGGCGCAGACUGGAGUCUCGUUCGACUGUACUCCUACUACAUCCCCAUUUGGGUUUGCAUUCUCUUGUCAAUCGUCAUCUACGUCGCCGUUGGAUACCACGUCUUUCACCAUCGUAACCAGUUGCGCAACCUCGCAGGAGAUCAUUGGGAGAAAGGAGAAGUGACCAAUUCGAGCCCUCUUUCUAGUACAGCGAACAGAGGCUCAUCCGAAGAGAGCCUUACUCACCGUCCCGAGUUUUAUGGAACCGCCGUCACCGAGGUCCAGAUCACAUCGGACUUUUCUAAACAGAAGAGCCGCCUUGACCCCACGAUACCUUCUGCCAUCCAUGUUGGCGCAAGUCCUAACCGCGGUCGAUCAUGGGCGGUUCCCUUGGAAAGCGAGGAUAUUGAAGGACAUGGUGGGCAGAAGACGCAGCGCUUUGAGACUGUAUGCACAUCCGACAGAACACCACAUCAGCAACUGACGGUUAUUACUCGUCUUCGAGCUGUCAAGUCGAAUGCAUCUCUGAAACUCAAGCGGCUUGAUCCCAUCAAGAUGGCUUACCUGCGGACCAGCUUCAUCUUCGGGUUUGCAGUUCUCAUCACCUGGAUACCAAGUUCGAUCAAUCGACUCUACAGUUUGACCCAUGGGGACAGGAUCAGCUUUGCUCUGAGUGUUGCCAGUGGAUGCGUUCUCCCACUUCAGGGAGUCUGGAAUGCCAUUAUCUACGUUACCACAAGUUGGGCCACGGUCCGCGAGGAGUGCAAAUCUUUGAAGGCGAAGUGGACUGGACGGCGCGAUGCAGGCGCAAGAGCAGUUCGCUUGGAGAGCCGACUGGGAACCCAAAAAAGCGAGCAUCGUGACACGUUUGAACGCUCUCGUGAUCAACGCUCUAGCCUCAACGUGUGUGAUCAGGGGUGUGACACAGGGAAUGAGUCCUGGGGGUGUCCCAAUUGA